GUUUUGUCAUAAUAUAAUUGCGAGUCUUCUUUUACUCAUCAUAAUAUAUUAAAAAAAGAGCAUUAGAUAAAAGAAAAAAAAUAUAAUAAAACAUUUUGUGAUUGAACAAGUGUUAUAUGCAAAAUGUUAUGGCAAUUUUAUAAUAAAGUUUGUAUCAAAUAUACUUAAACUAUAUCAUUCAAAAUUGUGCUAAAUUCCCAAAUAAGUGUGAGGAAUAAAAAAAAAAAAAAACAUUACAAAAUAAUGAAAUUUUCAAUAAAAAAUUUAUUUUAUUUUCUUAUUGUAAUAUUAAUAUUUAUUUUACAAAAUGUGAACAAAUGUCACGGGCAACCAAUUGUUACAAUUGGAAAUAAUACAAGAAUAGAGGGCAUAUUUAUGAUCACCAGAAAAAAUCGAAAUAUUUCUGGUUUUAUUGGAAUAAAAUAUGCAGAGCCACCAAUUGGAAAAUUGAGAUUUAGUAAUCCAGUUUUAAAAGAGUUACCAGAGAAAUAUUUGUUAGCAAAUAAUGAAGGAAGUGUUUGUACACAAAUGACAAGAUAUGGCGAAAAAAAAGUUAUUGGAAAUGAAGAUUGUCUUUUUCUCAAUAUUUACACACCAAGGAAAUCAUUUAGUGGAAAUAAAUCUAAAUUAUUACCAGUUAUGGUAUUGAUACAUGGAAGUGCAUUUCUUAUUGGUAGUAGUAGUGUGGAAAAUUUAGGUCCAAAUUAUCUAUUGGACAAGAAUAUUGUCUAUGUGAGUAUGAAUUAUCGUCUCGAUAUUUUUGGCUUCUUAAGCACUGGAGACAAUGUGGCCUUGGGUAAUUUUGGUAUAAAAGAUCAACUAGUUGCCCUUCAAUGGAUUCAAAAAUACAUUCGACAUUUCGGUGGUGAUCCAAAUCAAGUGACACUAACUGGUUAUAGUACUGGUGCUGAUUCUGUAAAUCAUCAUAUUUUUUCAAAUCUCACUGAGGGUUAUUUUCAUCGUUAUAUUAUGCAAAGUGGAUGUCCAUUUAGUAUGCGUUCGUAUAGGUCAGGUAAAAAAAGUGCAGAAAUUGCAAAAUCAGUGGCUGAAUAUUUUAACUGUUCAAAUGAAGAUUCUCAAUUAAUAGUCAAUUGUUUACGUGAUAUUGAUUAUAAAAAAUUAAUUAAUAACAGUUUUAUUUUUCCAAGAAUAGGAAAUAUUUUACAUUCAACUUGGCUACCGACAAUAGAGCCAAAUGUUACCGGUGCUUAUAUUAUUGAAAAUCCUUUUUAUAUUAUGAAAGAAAAAAAAUUUAAAAAUCUUUCAGGAAUAAGUGGCAUUGUCACUGAUGAAGGUUUAACUUGGAUUGCCCCACUUUAUGUGAACGAGAAAUUUUAUAAUGAGAUAAUAGAAAAUUUUGAUGAUUUUUUAAUUGAUAUUUUUAAUUAUUUUGAAUUGACGAAAAAUGUUUCGGCAAUUGUAUCAGAAGUUAAAAGAUUUUAUUUCAAAAAUGAAAUUUCCAAUGAGAAAAAUUUGAUUCUUAAACAAUUAUCCGAUUUUUUGGGAGAUUUAUUUAAAAAUUAUCCCAUUAUUUUUUCAUCGGCAUUUUAUGCUAAAAAUACAAAAUCACCACUUUAUUUUUAUUGGUUCAAUUAUAGAGGUUUAAUUAGCAUGACAAAUAAAGUAACUCGUAAUAAUUGGAAUCUUGGAAUUGCACAUACAGACGAACUCAUAUAUCUUUAUCCUCAAAAAUCAAUUGUUUCUGUAGCGAAUGAUAGAGAAAUUUUAAAAAAUGAUUCAAUUAUUACUGAUCUCAUGGUUGAUUUAUGGACAUCUUUUACAAUAAAUGGAGUGCCAACAUCAGAGAAAUUAUGCGAAGGUGAAAAUUCAUGGAAACCUCAUCAGCACAAUAUGAAUAUUUUAAAAAUUGGAAACUAUUCCAAUACCGAAACAAAAAUGAUAAAUUCUGUUUUUAAAGAGAGAAUGGAAUUUUGGGAACGUAUUCAACAUUUGUUAAUUCAUAAUUUUCUCCCUGAUAUAUAAGAACAAUCAGGAAUCGAACCCAUGAUGAUAAGGCUCGACAGUCGAUAAUCUAAACCACCUAACCACAGACGCAUUCUAACAAAAUCUGAAAAUUAUUUUAAAAAAUGUUUUUUUUUUAUAUAAUCAAAUUAAAGUUUUAAACUAUUUCAAAUAGUUGCUUAAAACUAGAAAAUAAUAAUUAAAUAGUUGUUUAUUUUCGUAAGGUUAAUAAAAAAAAAUUGUUUAAAUUUCGAUUUUUGCAAAUUGAGAAUGAAAAAUCAUUUUAAUGAAUGAUUUCAUUUUUAAUGAAAAAGGAAUUAAUAUAAAUGUAUAAAAAUGAAUAAAUAAAGUUGAUAUAAAUUAAUUACUAAAAAAUAA
Leptopilina boulardi is the source of this 2340-nucleotide messenger RNA. Its product is annotated as esterase E4-like. The transcript is spliced from 9 exons. The record is from RefSeq and is a predicted model, not a curated record. NCBI's taxonomy places the organism in Eukaryota, Metazoa, Arthropoda, Insecta, Hymenoptera, Figitidae. The coding region runs from base 244 to 1983 and encodes 579 amino acids.